Molecule: messenger RNA, 1650 nt
Organism: Cornus florida
Lineage: Eukaryota; Viridiplantae; Streptophyta; Magnoliopsida; Cornales; Cornaceae
Exons: 3
Coding region: 1-1650 (549 amino acids)
Source: RefSeq, a predicted model, not a curated record
AUGCCGGGUAUAGACCCCACUAUCAUGGAGUACCGCUUAAAUGUAAAUCCUGACUUUAAACCUGUCAGACAAAAGAGGAGGACUUUCGUUCCAGAAAGGAAUCAGGCUAUAUCAGAAGAGGUGGAAAAGCUCUUAAAAGUCGACUUUAUUCAAGAGGUGUACUACCCCGACUGGCUGGAAAAUGUGGUCUUAGUGAAGAAGGCAAAUGGAAAGUGGAGGCUAUGUGUGGAUUUCACCGACCUUAACAAAGCUUGCCCGAAUGACAGCUUUCCUCUCCCAAGAAUCGAUAUGCUCGUUGAGGGAACGGCUGGACACAAACUAUUAAGUUUCAUGAAUGCAUAUUCUGGAUAUAACCAGAUAUCUAUGUACACCUCAGAUAGAGAAAAAAUGGCCUUCAUCACUGAUAGAGGUUUGUACUGUUACAAAGUAAUGCCGUUUGGGCUCAAGAACGCUGGUGCAACAUACCAAAGGCUAGUGAAUGCAAUGUUUAAGCAUCAAAUUGGUAGAAACAUGGAGGUAUAUAUUGAUGACAUGUUGGUGAAAAGCUUAAAAGCUGAAGACCAUUUUACUGACCUGCAGGAGACCUUCGAGGUACUUAGGAGGCAUAAGAUGAAACUCAACCCCAGCAAGUGUGCCUUUGGGGUUUCCUCAGGAAAGUUCUUGGGAUAUAUGGCGUUCAAAGAACUAAAACAAUACCUUAGUUCUCCCCCACUACUGUCUCGAACCAUACCGGGAGAGGAACUAUACAUAUACCUUGCAGUCUCCACGACAGCUGUCAGUUCAGCUCUGAUACAAGAAGAAGAAGGGGACCAAAGGCCAGUAUACUUCGUGAGCAAAACACUUAGGGGUGCAGAGGAAAGAUAUCCAAGGAUGGAACAGUUGGUCUUUGCUUUAAUUGUGUCCGCCAGGAAACUGAGAUCAUACUUUCAAGCGCAUACGAUAGUGGUCCUAACAGAUCAACCCCUUCGACAGGUCCUACACAAGCCAGAAAGCUCUGGUCGACUGAUGAAGUGGUCAGUAGAGUUAGAAGAGUUCGACAUUCAAUAUAAGCCAAGAACAGCAGUAAAGGCUCAGGUGUUGGCUGAUUUCUUAGCCGAGUUUACCCCUCCAGAAGAGGAGAAACAACCCCAAUUUUCGACAGAACCAGAUUUAAGUGAGCAGAUGGGCCCAGAAGUAGUCUGGGACUUGUUUGUGGAUGGGUCAUCUAAUGUUCAGGAGAGACAAAUUGAAGUGCAACAAGCGAUAUUGAGUGUGGAAUGGGCAGAUCCUAUCAUCAGAUAUAUCAAGGAUGGGGUGCUACCAACAGACCGAGCAGAAGCUCGAAAGGUCAAGAUGCGGGCAGCUAGGUAUCCGCUUAUCAAAGGGGUGCUCAACAAGAGAAGCUUCUCCAUACCGUAUUUACGAUGCGUUUCUAGCGAGGAAGCUGACUACAUUUUAAGGGAGAUCCACCUAGGAGUUUGUGGAAACCAUGCUGGGGGUAGGUCACUUACUAACAAGGCCAUCCGACUAGGAUACUAUUGGCCCACCAUGCAGAAAGAUGCACUUGACUUCGUUCAAAAGUGCGACAAGUGUCAACGAUUUGCCAACAUCCCGAGACAACCGUCAGAGGAGAUGACUCCCAUGUCAAGACCAUACCUCUUUCCCCCUUAA